Molecule: messenger RNA, 3461 nt
Organism: Mirounga angustirostris (Northern elephant seal)
Lineage: Eukaryota; Metazoa; Chordata; Mammalia; Carnivora; Phocidae
Gene: NDUFS1
Product: NADH:ubiquinone oxidoreductase core subunit S1
Exons: 19
Coding region: 163-2346 (727 amino acids)
Biological process (GO): cellular respiration; ATP synthesis coupled electron transport
Cellular component (GO): membrane
Molecular function (GO): NADH dehydrogenase (ubiquinone) activity; iron-sulfur cluster binding
Source: RefSeq, a predicted model, not a curated record
CGAAUCUGGAGUUUCUAGUCCCUCCUGGCUUCCCGUUCUCCAGGCCCUGCGGGCGAGGUUAGCCGAGGCCGCCAUAUUGAAUAAGCAACCCGGCCUCUGAGGGGGUUGGUGCGGUACAGACAGUUCUGCAGAGCAGCUUCGGCGUUUCCAGGGAGAAGCAAUAUGUUAAGGAUACCUCUAAAAAGGGCCUUAGUAGGCCUUUCUAAGUCUUCUAAAGGAUGUGUUCGAACAACUGCCACAGCAGCAAGCAACUUAAUUGAAGUAUUUGUUGAUGGUCAGUCUGUCAUGGUGGAACCAGGAACUACCGUCCUUCAAGCUUGUGAGAAGGUUGGCAUGCAGAUCCCUCGAUUCUGUUAUCAUGAAAGAUUGUCUGUUGCUGGAAACUGCAGGAUGUGCCUGGUUGAAAUUGAGAAAGCUCCUAAGGUUGUAGCUGCUUGUGCCAUGCCAGUAAUGAAAGGUUGGAAUAUCCUGACAAACUCAGAGAAAUCUAAGAAAGCCAGAGAAGGUGUGAUGGAGUUCUUGUUAGCAAAUCACCCACUGGACUGUCCUAUUUGUGACCAGGGAGGUGAAUGUGAUCUGCAGGACCAGUCCAUGAUGUUCGGAAGUGAUAGGAGCCGAUUUUUAGAGGGGAAACGUGCUGUGGAGGACAAGAAUAUUGGGCCAUUGGUAAAGACCAUCAUGACUAGAUGUAUACAAUGUACUCGCUGCAUCAGGUUUGCAAGUGAGAUUGCAGGAGUAGAUGAUUUGGGAACAACAGGCAGAGGAAAUGAUAUGCAAGUUGGCACGUACAUUGAAAAGAUGUUCAUGUCUGAACUGUCUGGAAAUGUCAUUGAUAUCUGCCCUGUAGGUGCCCUGACCUCUAAGCCCUAUGCUUUUACUGCCCGCCCUUGGGAAACAAGAAAGACAGAAUCCAUUGAUGUCAUGGAUGCGGUUGGAAGUAAUAUUGUGGUAAGCACAAGAACAGGAGAGGUGAUGAGGAUUUUACCAAGGAUGCAUGAGGACAUCAAUGAAGAGUGGAUCUCUGAUAAAACCAGAUUUGCCUAUGAUGGGCUAAAACGUCAAAGACUUACCGAGCCGAUGGUCAGAAACGAAAAGGGGCUUUUAACCUAUACCUCCUGGGAGGAUGCACUCUCUCGUGUAGCUGGAAUGUUGCAGAGUUUUCAAGGCAAUGAUGUGGCAGCAAUUGCAGGUGGCUUGGUGGAUGCCGAAGCCCUAAUAGCUCUCAAAGAUUUGCUUAAUAGAGUGGACUCUGACACCUUGUGCACGGAAGAGGUCUUCCCCACUACAGGAGCUGGCACAGAUUUGCGUUCCAGUUAUCUUCUUAAUACUACAAUUGCUGGUGUGGAAGAGGCAGAUGUUGUCCUUCUGGUUGGUACAAAUCCACGUUUUGAGGCACCACUAUUUAAUGCUAGAAUUCGGAAGAGCUGGCUUCACAAUGACUUAAAAGUGGCCCUUAUUGGCAGCCCAGUGGAUCUCACUUAUAGAUAUGACCAUCUGGGAGAUUCUCCCAAAAUUCUUCAAGACAUUGCUUUCGGUAGCCAUCCAUUCAGCCAGGUAUUACAUGAAGCUAAAAAACCAAUGGUGGUUGUAGGCAGUUCUGCACUCCAGAGAAGUGAUGGGGCAGCAAUUCUUGCAGCUGUUUCCAACAUUGCUCAAAAGAUUCAGAUGAGUAGUGGUGUUACUGGUGAUUGGAAAGUUAUGAAUAUCCUUCAUAGGAUUGCAAGCCAGGUAGCUGCUUUGGAUCUUGGGUAUAAACCUGGGGUGGAAGCAAUUCGUAAGAACCCUCCCAAAGUGCUGUUUCUCCUGGGAGCAGAUGGAGGUUGUAUCACUCGACAGGAUUUGCCAAAGGAUUGUUUCAUUAUUUAUCAAGGACAUCAUGGUGACGUUGGCGCUCCUAUAGCUGAUGUUAUUCUCCCAGGCGCUGCUUACACAGAGAAAUCUGCUACUUAUGUCAAUACUGAGGGCCGAGCUCAGCAGACUAAAGUAGCAGUGACACCUCCUGGCUUGGCAAGAGAAGACUGGAAAAUUCUAAGAGCCCUCUCUGAGAUUGCAGGUAUGACUCUUCCAUAUGAUACUCUGGAUCAAGUAAGGAACAGAUUGGAAGAAGUCUCUCCUAAUCUUGUCCGAUAUGAUGAUGUCGAAGGAGCCAAUUAUUUCCAGCAAGCAAAUGAUCUCUCUAAGCUAGUGAACCAACAGGUUCUUGCUGAUCCACUUGUUCCACCUCAGCUAACAAUAAAAGACUUCUACAUGACAGACUCAAUUAGCAGAGCUUCACAGACAAUGGCCAAAUGUGUCAAAGCUGUCACGGAGGGUGCCCAGGCAGUAGAGGAACCAUCCAUAUGCUGAAACUUCUACUAGGAACCCCAUUUUGUUACAAAUAAUUAAUGGACAGUUAUGUUGGAAUGAUCUCCUACAGGUUUAUUCUUUAAAAAAUAAUCUGAAUGAUGUAAUACUUAAGGUCGUACCUUGCUUAUUUGAAAAUGAUACUGCAAUUAUCAGUGAACUUUGAGGUUUCAAAGACAUUUAUGUAUUGUGUGUAAACGUUAAAUUGUUUAAUAAACAAUGUAUACAGAUGCUUUUUCCAUAAAAGUAUUGGCAAUCUUUGUGACACAUACAAAGAAAAUUCUUAAAAUACGAGUUUUUGUUCAUUUUCAUUGAUCAUUUAUGUUUGUAAAAUGUAUGAAAUAAGAGCUUCCAUUAGGACCCACUGGUAGUUUCUAACACUCAAGGAAAGAUUUGAGCAUUCUGUCAAACUGGGUAAAUAGAAAAAAUAUGUGUAACAUAAUCACACAUCAGAUACGUAUCUUGGACAACUAUAAAUAAUAAUAAUCAUAAUAAUGAUAGAUAAUGAUUAUUUAGCUUUUUCUGUGUGCUAAGCACUCUGAUUUUACAUGCAUUAUCUUGUUUUGUCCUUGCUACAACUCUGAGGUAGUGUUACCUCAUUUUACAGAUGAAGAAACUGAAGCCUAGGGAUAUUUGGUAGCUUGCCCAAGGUCACAGAAAAAUAGUCAAGGACUCCAGCCUAGUUCUCUCUGACUCCAAAGCUCAUUGUUCUUACCUGCUAUACAUAAUUCCCUCCCAUUAAUACAGAUCUUAUAGGUUGUUACUUCUAAGAAUUAGCAUUGAGAAUCUUAAUGGAUAGUACAUUUUUCUGUUUUCUCUUGAAUCUGUUUAUAGAUCAUGGUGAUUUAUAUGACAUUUUUCUUUGUAUAAGAGAUUACACACACAUGCAUCACUGGAGUGAUGGAGUUAAGGGAUGUAAUUUAGGUCUUUGUUGAUGUUCCAUAUUUAUUAUAUUAACCAUCUGCACUUUUAAGUCAACUAUAUUCCAAUAAUAGAAGACAAAGCUAAAAGCUUUCAUAAUUUUCAGUUGUCAAAACAAAAAGGAGGUAAAAUUUUAUAAUUGAUCUAGGAGAUAAUUUAAAGCCAUAUUAAAUGUUUUUCAGAAUCUAUGGUCAGAA